AUGGCGACCACAACGCUCAACCGUACAGACGCCGCAUGUCAGAUCCACAAGCUACCCACCGAGCUGUUGGAAAACGUCUUGCUAUAUGCCGUCAGCCACGUCAACUCACCUGGAAUGGAUGAACAUGGGAGACUCCGCAAUAUCUCGGCGCCAGGCCCAUCGACUAUUCUGGACUUCCGCUCAACAUGUCGGAAAUUUCGGGAUGCAUCUUACCGAGCACUUGCAAAGGUCAUUGGGGAAACUAUUUACGAUUUACGCUCGAAGAUAAGCAUCCAGAACCUAGAGACCUUAUCAAAGACGGCGCAAUUGGCGCGCUGGGUCACAAAGUUGACUUUCUCUUGCCUUAUAGUGAAUGAAAGUUUUCCAAUACAGCUGAAAGGAUUCCAUGACACCCUUGGACCAGCCCUUACGAAGCUGCAUCCAGAGAUUCGUCAGGAGUAUGCACAAGUCAAGGUAGAGGAGGAAGCUUGGUAUUCAGAGAUCUGGCCUCCUGCGUCAGAUUUUGAGCUGUUGGUGCAGUCCCAGCCGAGAGUGCUGGUGUUUUAUCAAUCAACACAAUGUACACUCGGUCAAACAUUGGUUGAGUGCAUUGAACGCAUGGCGAAUCUGGACCAUUUUCAAUACUCUUGGGCCAACGAGCAAACAUCUCCGGGAAGAUAUCGCAAGCUUCGUUCUUUGGGUGUCGGAGAAAUGAAGGGUGCUUGCUAUCCUGAUCCUACCGCUUCUGCGCUACAUGCACAUCUUGGUCUUGAGAUCCUGAUAAGUGCAAUAGCCAAGUCAAAAGUGCGGCCGCGUACUCUUGAGCUUGCUGUAGAGCUUCACGAAAGCCAUACUUUCAUCACCAACUGCCCCGAGAGCUUGGUAGCAGCAGCCUGUUCUGAGGUGCAGAACCUGCUUCUACUGAACAGCUACGAUCUACAGCUUCGAGCCAGAACAUAUCGAGGACGACUACCACCACCAUCGCGGGCUUCGAUAAACAAGUCAAACUUUCCCGCUCUGAAGAACUUAACCUUGUAUCACAACAAUCGUAUUGGGAUCAAUCCUGGUCCGUUACCAUUGCCGUCAGAGGUUCCCGCUCUUCAGCGACUCGUCAUCUUGGAUGCUGUACUCGCCGAACCGGACCUGCUGUCCUUUAUCCGGCUAUAUGGCAUGCAUGUCGAACAACUUGUUCUCCGAAGAAGUUGUUACGACUGGGAUUUAUCGCUGGUCGAUCUAUACAACGCCAUGGGUUACCGUCAGCUCAAGCAUCUCACAAUCGACGUCUCAUGGGCUGGCCUUAUUCUACAUCAACUUCAUAAGUGGCGCACCUACGACGACGCCAUAUUCGCCCAGAUGCCACAAGAUCUGGUCAAGAGCUUGGCCAAAGAAGUUACCGUACUUCCGGUCGAAUUUGCCAGGGUGCUGGAGGAAUAUUGGGGCGAGAAUGGGUUGUUUCAUGACGAAAUUGAAGUAAAGAGAGGUCAUGCUGAAGUGUAG
Molecule: messenger RNA, 1476 nt
Organism: Parastagonospora nodorum SN15
Lineage: Eukaryota; Fungi; Ascomycota; Dothideomycetes; Pleosporales; Phaeosphaeriaceae
Exons: 1
Coding region: 1-1476 (491 amino acids)
Source: RefSeq, a predicted model, not a curated record